GUGAUAGGGAUCCUACUGGCAAUAUAUUUAGGAUGCCUGGUGGACUCACCAAACUAGACUUGCACCGUUUGUACCAUACUAUCCACAAAGACGGUAUUGGAAAAAGCAAAUUUUACGAAAUUCUAGACUCGAAGUUCCGCAACUUAAUCUUUUGUAAGAAUCAACGCUUUACAAAAUGUACGGAUUGCCACAAUUUCCGAUGCCUAAUCGAAAAAGAGGAAGCUCCUCAAAUGAAAUCUGAGUACAUUGCAAUGCGAAACCUGCACCUCAAAGAACAACAAAUGGAAAGAGAAGCUUAUUAUGUGCGGAGAGGACAGGCGGAAAUGAGACCGAAAGAGAUAAUAUCAUUAAUAAUAGAUGGGAUGGAUCAAAAUAAGACAGAUUUGCCACAUUACUGCAAAUGGAGCAAUCCCAGUGGUGCAGGUCAACAGAAGCUAAGAACCCAUAUAACCGGGAGUAUUGUUCACGGGAGAGGAAAGUAUUUCUUCAUUGACCACGGACAGGUUCCACAUGACACAAACUUGAGUUUGUCUUGUUUGAUGAAAAUAUUAUCUAAUGAAUCAUAGGAUGGGAUAUUGCCACCAACAUUAUAUGUACAACUGGAUAACACAGCAAGGGAGAACAAAAAUAAAUACUUUUUAGGGAUGAUGGCUUACCUUGUGAAACAUGACUUUGUGAAGGAGGUUUAUAUGUCUUUCUUACUUGUUGGGCAUACACAUGAAGAUGUAGAUCAGUGUUUUUCAAAAAUCAGUCAGAAGUUAAAAGAAAAGGAUGCUCUUACAAUGCCCCAUUUGGAAGACCUGAUUAUUAGUUCCCAAACACCACAACCAAACGUUUCCAGAAUAAGUACUGUAUGGAACAUCUCUGGAUGGUUAGAACCAUAUAUUAAUCAGGUUCACAACAUUACCUUUCCAAAAAUGUACAGAGUUCAAAAGGAUGGAACUGGUCAUGUGUAUAUGCAGUACAAAAAACUUUCUACAGAGGACCAGUGGCACCCAACUCCAAAUGAAAGACCAAUUGAAAUCUUCAAACUAGACAGUGUUGGAUGCCAAGUUACACCACCAGGUCACCCCGAUAAAGUCCAACCGUUUAUGGCAGAAGAAGAUAUUCAAACACUGAAAAGAUCUCUAGAGAAAGAUUUCAAUCUAGCACAAUUUACCAACAACUGCACAGAUUGGUGGAAUGAGUUCUUUAAUAUUGAAAUUAUGGCUCAAAAUGAUGAAGCUUGGCCUUCCCUUAAACCAACGUUGUCUCUAAAUCCAAUGUCAACUUUAAGUGAAAAAGAAUUGGAACUCAUUGAGAAGUACAAAGAAAAGAGGUCCCAAUUCAAAGAGGUUUUCACAAAACAAUUUGGAAGAGACAGAAGGCAAUAUUCGAAAGACGACAUGGUUUUGACAAAAGUUUCUGCCACAGAAGUUUCGGUUUGCAGAAUCCACAACCUCUGUGGAGAAGAAAUCGAAAUGGAAAUCUUCAAAAAAUGCCGGGGUUCUUUCCAGGGCACUGGACAAUUCAUGAAAACCAACGUCAGAUCUUGUUUUGCCCAUGGAUUUAAGUUAACAAAUAGCAAAAACAUUCCAUCAAAAAUAAAAGAUCGACUUACUCAGGAAAAACUUGUCAUCAUUUGAUAAACAUGUGAUUCCGAAACAUUCAAAGUUGAAGGGGAAUCAAAAAUCACAUGUAGUGAUUUCAAUGACUAGUAAUGACAAGUAUUCCUUAAUUGAGAUAAAAUAUGACAAGUCUAUUGGAAUUCUUUAAAAGAAUUAAAUUAACUAAGACAACCAUAUUUAUUUAUUUGUUCUUCAGACUUCU
Messenger RNA from Saccostrea cuccullata (small rock oyster), 1809 nucleotides. RefSeq lists its product as uncharacterized. The transcript has 9 exons. The record is from RefSeq and is a predicted model, not a curated record. The coding region runs from base 645 to 1625 and encodes 326 amino acids. NCBI's taxonomy places the organism in Eukaryota, Metazoa, Mollusca, Bivalvia, Ostreida, Ostreidae.